AUGCGUGAGAUCGUUCAUCUGCAGACCGGCCAAUGUGGUAACCAAAUCGGUGCUGCCUUCUGGCAGAUCAUCUCAGGCGAACAUGGCCUCGACGGCUCGGGAGUCUACCACGGCACCUCAGACCUCCAGCUUGAGCGUAUGAACGUCUAUUUCAACGAGGCUUCCGGCAACAAGUAUGUGCCUCGCGCAGUUCUCGUCGAUCUCGAGCCGGGUACCAUGGAUGCCGUUCGAGCUGGUCCUUUCGGCCAACUUUUCCGACCUGACAACUUCGUCUUCGGCCAGAGCGGAGCUGGAAACAACUGGGCCAAGGGUCACUACACUGAAGGUGCCGAACUGGUCGAUCAAGUUCUUGACGUCGUCCGCCGUGAAGCCGAGAGCUGUGAUUGCCUUCAAGGUUUCCAGAUCACCCACUCUCUCGGCGGUGGUACUGGUGCUGGUAUGGGCACGUUGUUGAUCUCUAAGAUCCGCGAGGAGUUCCCUGAUCGGAUGAUGGCCACUUUCUCCGUCGUCCCAUCUCCCAAGGUCUCUGACACUGUUGUCGAACCAUACAAUGCGACGCUCUCAAUUCAUCAGUUGGUUGAGAACUCUGAUGAGACUUUCUGCAUUGACAACGAGGCUCUUUACGACAUUUGCAUGCGUACCCUCAAGCUGGCGAACCCAUCGUACGGCGACCUGAACCACCUUGUCUCCGCCGUCAUGUCUGGCGUCACCACUUGCUUGCGAUUCCCUGGUCAGCUGAACUCUGAUCUUCGAAAACUGGCUGUGAACAUGGUUCCCUUCCCGCGUCUCCACUUCUUCAUGGUCGGCUUCGCCCCUCUCACCAGCCGCGGUGCCUACUCCUUCCGUGCUGUCACGGUUCCAGAACUCACACAACAGAUGUUCGACCCGAAGAAUAUGAUGGCCGCUUCGGACUUCCGAAAUGGUCGCUACCUGACCUGCUCAGCCAUCUUCCGUGGCAAGGUCAGCAUGAAGGAAGUUGAAGAUCAGAUGCGCAACGUGCAGACCAAGAACAGCAGCUACUUCGUCGAAUGGAUCCCGAACAACGUCCAGACCGCCCUUUGCUCCAUCCCGCCACGUGGCUUGAAGAUGUCGUCGACCUUUGUGGGCAACUCCACUUCGAUUCAAGAACUGUUCAAGCGUGUCGGAGAUCAGUUCACGGCCAUGUUCCGUCGCAAGGCUUUCUUGCAUUGGUACACUGGUGAGGGUAUGGACGAGAUGGAGUUCACCGAGGCCGAGUCCAACAUGAACGACCUUGUCUCGGAGUAUCAACAAUACCAGGAAGCUAGCAUCUCCGAAGGCGAAGAGGAGUAUGGUGAGGAGGAGGCUCCUCUCGAGGAAGAGGUGUAA
Molecule: messenger RNA, 1347 nt
Organism: Capronia coronata CBS 617.96
Lineage: Eukaryota; Fungi; Ascomycota; Eurotiomycetes; Chaetothyriales; Herpotrichiellaceae
Product: tubulin beta chain
Exons: 8
Coding region: 1-1347 (448 amino acids)
Biological process (GO): microtubule cytoskeleton organization; mitotic cell cycle
Cellular component (GO): microtubule; cytoplasm
Molecular function (GO): GTPase activity; structural constituent of cytoskeleton; GTP binding
Source: RefSeq, a predicted model, not a curated record